Messenger RNA from Daphnia carinata, 2958 nucleotides. Its product is annotated as small ribosomal subunit protein mS39-like. The record is from RefSeq and is a predicted model, not a curated record. The coding region runs from base 98 to 2110 and encodes 670 amino acids. Gene Ontology annotation, biological process: mitochondrial translation. Gene Ontology annotation, molecular function: ribosomal small subunit binding; rRNA binding; protein binding. Gene Ontology annotation, cellular component: mitochondrion. NCBI's taxonomy places the organism in Eukaryota, Metazoa, Arthropoda, Branchiopoda, Diplostraca, Daphniidae. The transcript has 14 exons.
UACUUCGUCUGCCAUUCACGUGGGAUCACCGGCUGUUGUCUGCUAAUUAGUCUGUCUGCUAUUGUCAAUACAAUUUCAGGAGACGUUGAAAUUUGGGAUGAUGUCUUGUCCAAAUCUAAAUGCAUUAGUUUGGCAGCAUUUAUUUCGGAAUGCAAGAAGGCUACAGUCUGUAUGGAAAUCUGGGAGACCGAUAGUCCCAAAUGGCAAUUCGUUCAGUACUGAAGCAAAAGAGAUUGCAAUUCCUAAAUAUAUUCCUCGGGGUCCAACGGACAUAUUAGAGGCAUUGGCAACAACCGUGAAAAGAGAUCCUACCGCCCCCCACUACAAAUUCCAUGAUGAUCCUUACCUAAUUCCUGCAUCCAAUCAUGCUAAGCGUACUUAUGCACUUGCUCAAGAAGCGGGUAGGAAAGCAGCAAACUGGAUAAAACAGGAACAUGCUGAAUUAUUCCAACAUAGAAAUGCUGAACCAUUUAUACAAGCUUUUGCUCCAAUCGAAAAGCUUACAGAAUCUACACCAAUGACUGAAGACUUACUAAAAAAUUAUAUUCACACUUCUCAAGUUGCAAAUGCCAUCCAUGUCUAUGGAAAGCUAGAUUCCGCAGCCAUAAGUCGCGAAACUAGGCAAUCGUUUUUGGAGUUUGUUGCAUUUUAUAAUGAAGAUGAUCAGCUAAAUGAAGAUUUAAUUGAAGAGAGAUGGUUUAAAAGUGGGAUGAAAGGCAAGGACCAAAUAAGACAAACGUGGAAGAACAAUGGCUUAGCUGAGGCAGUUUUUAAUAGUAUGGAAAGAAAAACCGCCGAAGCUUAUUGUGCUUUAAUUUGUGGUAUGGCAAAGCAUGGAAAAGCUGUUGGUGCUUGGGAGUACUAUAACCAAAUGUUAGCUGAAGGUUUUGCGCCGAACUUGACAACCUAUAAUAGCAUAUUUAAAAUCGCGGGGAUUGUCAGGGAGGACGCAGAACAUCAAAUCAGAUUAAUUGACGAAACAUUGAGAAACAUGGUUCACGCUGGAAUAAAGCCAAAUGUGCGUACAUUGAAUUCCAUUUUGGAAUCGAUAUCUCGCAUACCUAUAUACCGAGUAGCCCGGGAAAAGUCCUUGCAAGUGCUGUCAGAUUUUAAGUCUAUCGGAGUGAAACCCUCUUUAGGCUCUUACUACUUUCUACUCAAAAUCUUCUGCCGAGAAAAGGGACCAAUUAACAACAUUCUCGUCGGCAUUGUUAACAGACUUGAAUUUGAAAUGCCACCGCUUCAGGAUCUACAUGAUGUCGCGUUUUUCGCUGAAGCUAUGAGGGUCUGUAAUUAUCAUCUAGAAGAUGUGCAAUUGGCGAAAAGACUCCACGACCUCCUUUGCUUACCUCAAAACCAAGCUUUCAUUGGAGAUUCGUACAAAGAAUCGAUUUACUAUCGCUGCUUCUUGUUGCUUCUUACCCGAGCUGAAGGCCCAGAUGCUUUAAUGGAGAUGUACCGGCAUCUCGUACCCAACAUCUAUACCCCAGAACAAAGCGUAUUCGAGGCUGUUGUCAAGUCAGUAGCUGAAUGUUCGGCUGUACAGUACGUACCCGAACUUUGGAGUGAUGCUGUUUACAUGGAUAUGGGUGAAAGAGAGUCAAUUCUAGAGGUUCUUUUAGAGGCUCUGGCAAGCGGUUCAGGACCUGACACCAAGGCCGUUUCAGACAAGGACGAUGUUGAUCCAGUAUUAGCCACCGCUAGAGCAAUCACUGUUCAUGUGGAUAAUUUCCUGAAGGUUGCUGAAGAAAAGCACAGACCGACUUCUUUACGGUGGACUGGCUCGAUGCUUGGAAAUCUGGCAAAACUAUUUCUACAAUAUGGCGACAUAGCUUCGGCUAAUGCAAUUAUGAUUAAAGUGAACACGUUAAAGAAUCAAUUGUCCUCAUUUUUCCCUGUGGCAACUUUAACCAAGUUUUAUGAAUCGUGCAUUGAACGCCAGGAUUCUACAAUGGCUUUGAUGGCGAUUGACUAUGCCAUCGAAAUGGGAUACGACGAGUCUUCUAGUAUGGCGAAACAAGCCCGUGAGCAACUAAAGCUCGAUGAACGACAACAACAGAAGCUUAACAGCAUUCUUGGUAGCACUUCCACGACACCGGAGGAAUCUUAGCGGGAAUUAAUGAUCCGAGUUGUUUGAGAAAUGGUCGAAGAAAUCACGCAAUUAAGGUCAGCCAGGGAAUUUUUUUUUACGACUUUCUCUCGUCAUUUAUGGUACUCUUAAAUCCCACAAUCAUCGUUCCUUGAUUGGAAAGACACCUCCUUCUCAAUGCAUAUUGCUAUUUGUUUUUAUAUAACACAGUGGAUAAAUCAUUUGCAUUGCGACAAGGAAGUCUCAUUCAAAGAGCUAAAUUGUGGAGACAAAAGCGCCUUUACUGGUAUUAGUGGUCGUCUUUAGUUAUUAGGAAGCGCUAGUUUUAAGUGGAAGUUCUUUUUAUCGACCCGCAUUCGAACACAGUAGACCAGACUGGAGUUUCGGCACGUACUGGAAACUUGCGUCAUCAAUGCAAAUCACUUAGUGACAUUUUUCACGGUGAUGACCUAUUCAUGAAUAGCUCUCAAGAAUCGUGCACAAGGGUUGAAAGGAACCGUAGUGACAAUGACGAAACUUUCCUAAACGUAUUGAAAUUCUUCAGGUGGUCACUGGGUAUAUGACGACGAGACCUAUAAGAGCUAAACACUCUAAUUACAACCGCCAAAUCUUUGGCAUUGUAAUGGUUUGUUCCAAUAGCCAAAGUUAAUUAGUUACUUGUCCGAAUGUGAGCAAUUAGUGGUAGGAUGAGUGGUCAAUCAGUUCAGUCUAUUAAAAGUCAGAACACUUCAGUAACGGUAAAGUCAAGAGCGUGAAAAUUUGAGAAAGAAGAAUUUUAAAAUGGUUUCAACAUUGACGUCGGAUAUGUAUUAAGUAAGACUCGCUCUCACAUUGAAUGAUUUCAAUAUUUCGUAUGUUGAAAGUCGGCA